AUGGACUCGAUUGAUCCUACCAUCCAAGAUAACUCCAUGGGUGAAGUGUAUAAUAAUACUAAUCAGAAUAUUGACCAGCAGUUCAUAAAUCAGUAUAUGAAAGAAGGACAAGGUCAAUCUGAUGAUUUGAUGAUUUUUGAUAACGAUUUAUAUAUUGAAAAUUCUAUUGACAACGAUAAUUCCGGUGUAACUAAUGUUGACGACAAAAAGGACAUCCAAUUAGUGGAAUAUGAUCAUGAAGGUAAAACCCAAAGAUUGGGAAGACCAAGGAAUCAUGGCCUAAGUCAUAUCAAGAGUGGUGAAAAGGAUUCUUCCAAAAAUGAGGUGGAGUCUAAAUAUAUGAGGUAUAGAUUAAAUGAUAACCCGGUUGAAGGACCUGGUUCGAGGGGUGGAAAGAUAGAUAAUAAGGUGAAGAAGGGAACUAUCACGGGAGAGAAAUUAAAGAAAAUGAAGGACGACAAGAAACAAUCACAAUUAGUGUUCAGUAAGAAUGGUCUUGGCUUAAACAACUCCGAAACUCCUGACAUAGAGAAGGAAAUUAAAGAUGAAUCAGGGGAUUCUGAUCAACCAAAAACAAAGAAGAUGAAAGUCUCACAAAGUCCUACACCUUUGAAGCUGGAAAUUUCAUCAGAAAUUAAAGUGCCAAAAUCUUCAGAACCCGAAUCAGUGGAGCCUACAUUUGAUGGUUCUGCUUCACGAACCACAGUCACAUCCAACCGAAGUAAGAUUUCUAGACAAUUUCCUGGUCCGUUAGUUCCCCUCACAUAUGACUUAUAUGAUGAUACAUUGAUGACCAAGGAAAAGAUAGAAGAACCUCUUGCCUUUGGAUUUGAAACCAAGAAAAUUUACUACGGAGAGGAUCUUGUGUUCUUGAUGUCUUAUUUAUUGAGGUUCCAAGACAUUAUUGGCUUAGGAUAUAUUGGGCCUCAGGACAUUGAAGAAGGAAUUGGAUUGAUCAGAGAAAAUGAUGAUGAUGAGGAAGUGCCUCCUGUUUCUGACAAAAUGAAUGAAUUAUUCAGUAGAUUGGUGACAUUGGUGCUCAACAGAAAAACUGAAGUCAAUCCAAAAUACCAAGGUAAAGCUGUCAGUGAAUUGAAAGCUGUUUUCAAUAGUCUUGGAAUUCCUAAAGAAUGGAGAGAUUUGAAUGAACCUUAUGAAAAGUUUCAAUUGGAUAAAGAAUUGUUCGAACCAGUGGAUUCCAAUAAUCCUGAAAUCUUGAUAGAAGAGUACUAUAAGCCAAGGCUAUUACAGCAUUAUGUUACGCCUUUUAAUGAUAAAUUGGGUUUUGAGAAGAUAGGAUUUCCUGGUAUAAGUGAUCCUAAUGACAGAUUAAUCAUCUUGAGUUCUUUGGCAACAUGGACUUUGACCUCAUCAAAUGAAAUCAAAUCUUCAAUUAAUGAAACUGUCCAGAAACAAGAUAUUCCAGGAGACAAAGAAACAUAUUAUGGGUCAAGAUCAAUAUUGAAUGGGUUUAAGCAUUCUGAGACAUUGACCAGAGAAACUAACGACAAAAUUUCGAAAAAGAAUUACAAAGAAGAUAAUGAAAUGGUCGCCAAGUAUGUUGAACCAAUAUCGAAUCCUUUGGACCACGGGUUGAAGUUCAGAGUAGAGGAAAUGGUUAUUGGAGAUUUGGGUUUCAAAAUUGGACGAUUCUAUCUCUUGAAGAUGGCAGACGAAAAAUCCGGUAAAUUAUCAUCAACAAAGAAAAUGCAAAGUGCUUGGAAUAGAGAUUAUAAGAACGUCACUUCCUCCAGGUUCAAAUUGUAUGUGCAAGAUGUCCAUGGUAUGUUAACCGAACAAUUUAAAGAUGAAGGUGUUGAAUUUGAUAGUGAGGGUAAUGAUGUGAUACAUGAACGUCCUGAAGGAAUUAAUUCUUUCAUGUAUGAAGUGGCUUCCAACUGUAAAGAACUUGAAGCAUUCAUAAAUCAUUUAUCAAGCAAGAUAUCCAAAACCGAAAUAGAUUCGAUCAUUUAUCAACCAAUGAGAAAUCUUUUAGAGAUCUUAUCGAAUAACUUACCACUUUUACAACUCCAAGAAGAGAAUCUUUCCACUGCCAAUCCAAAACUUCCCGAUAGAAAUUUGAAAAAGAAGAAAGUCGAUUACGAUAUGACUAAAUAUAGGAGUGAGGAAGACCUUGAAAAUGUGGUGAUAGAUGAUAAUGAAGAUGAAGAUUAUGAGGAAGAAGAAGUCGUCAUAGCGGAUGAUGAUGAAGAAGAUGAUGAUUAUUAUGAUUAG
Yamadazyma jaroonii is the source of this 2235-nucleotide messenger RNA. The record is from the annotation of a GenBank genome assembly. Lineage: Eukaryota; Fungi; Ascomycota; Pichiomycetes; Serinales; Debaryomycetaceae.